AAUCGUAGAACAAUGAGGGGAAUGCGUAUAACACCGUUAUUUAAGUAUAGUUCUUUAUUCGCCAUCGGAUCAAAUGCAGGCCCGAUCUCUUAUCGGAGCCGCAUUCCUGGCUUCAAAAAGUUCUUUGACACUCACCUCUCCAGGUCCCUGGUUAUCUACUUUGAACUCUCAAGGGAAUAACAAAAUACGGCUUGUAUCUGUGUUCGGCCUCGAUCCGACGGCGGAGACUCGACUCGACCGCGGACAACACCGUUAUUCAACCCCAGACGUCACCUCCUCUUUCCAAGCGCCCACCACCAUUGAAUCGCAUUACGUAUUCGGAGCUGGACUCUAUACUAUGGAAUGAAGAUUUAAUGCAUUCAGUGUACUGAAACACGGCCUUUAUCCAUGGCUCCUUUGUGCCUGCUGGACUCGUGAUAAAACCACCGACCCCGACCUGCAGCCUC
This is a messenger RNA of Aspergillus versicolor CBS 583.65, 446 nucleotides long. RefSeq lists its product as uncharacterized. The transcript has 2 exons. Bases 74 to 346 code for a protein of 90 amino acids. NCBI's taxonomy places the organism in Eukaryota, Fungi, Ascomycota, Eurotiomycetes, Eurotiales, Aspergillaceae. The record is from RefSeq and is a predicted model, not a curated record.